CUUUCAGCAGGUAGGGGCUCCUCGCGUCUCAGCGGUGAAGCGACGCACCUGCGGAGAACGCUGUCGUCGCUGAUCAAAUGAAGCUGCUCGCGAGCACGUUGCUGCUCCUUUGGGCCCUGACAGGAGCGGUGAAUGGCCAAUUCAACAGUGUCAGCGAAAGAAAAUGCGAAGAGUUCUUAAAAAAAAUUUCGAGACCGGUCCUAUUUUUGCCACUUACUGCAGUCGGCAAUCCACAAUCCUUUGAUGUACAAGAAUGUGAUGCCAGCAAUGUGCACCUCAUUGUUGGUGGCGAAGAAGCCAAAGUUGGCGAGUUUCCUCACAUGGCAGCCCUGGGCUACGGAGAGGGCGAGUGGCUGUGCGGAGGCAGCCUCAUUAGCGAGCGCUAUGUGCUCACUGCGGCCCACUGCAUCGGCAACGACAGGGUUGGAGAUCCAAGAAUAGUGCGUCUUGGUGAACACGAUUUUGCCAGUGACAAUGAUGGUGCCUCGCCUGCCGAUUACGGCGUGGAAAGGGUCAUCGUGCACCCAGAAUAUCGUCCACCAAGGAAGUACAACGAUAUUGCCCUGAUCAGAUUGGACAGAGAUGUGAACUUCACACAGAAAAUCAGACCAGCGUGUUUGACGGACGUGUCGCCACCAAUCGGAAAUAUGGUCACAGCGUCCGGCUGGGGCAGAGUUGGAUUUUCUGAAGACCAGAGUCCGAAGCUACUAAAAGUUGCCUUCCCUGUGGUGAGCGAGCGGCAGUGCACGGAGCUGUGGGCAGGCAGCAUCAAGGUUUCCACAAGCACCCUUCCCCGUGGCAUAGACCACCGACUGAUGAUGUGCGCCGGUCGGCUCGAGGGCGAGAAGGACACGUGCUUUGGCGACUCCGGGGGCCCGUUGACGGUGCGUAGCGCCCAGAACACCUGCGUCAGCUACGUCGUCGGCGUCACCUCGUUCGGACGCGUCUGUGGAGGCAAAAACUCACCAGGCAUUUACACCAGGGUGUCGCAGUUCUUGCCUUGGAUCGAGCAAAACCUCUGGCCCUACGAGCAAAACUUUUAGUAUAAUGGAAAAAAUAGAUAAAUUUUUAUGAAUUGACUGCUAAUUUAAAUUUAAUCAAAAUUAAGAAAGAGUGCCAUUUUAAAAAGAGUAUAGAAAUCAAAUGUGGCACUUAAAUGUAGCGCCAGAAUGAAAAUUUGAUGUAACAAAAUUCAUGAAAUUAACCAAAUGGAGUAGACUUUUCAGAGCAUUUGCGUGCAAAUAAAAGUAAUAUCUUUAUUUAAGUUUACAAAAAA
Neocloeon triangulifer is the source of this 1276-nucleotide messenger RNA. Its product is annotated as venom protease-like. The transcript has 7 exons. The record is from RefSeq and is a predicted model, not a curated record. Gene Ontology annotation, molecular function: serine-type endopeptidase activity. The coding region runs from base 78 to 1043 and encodes 321 amino acids. Lineage: Eukaryota; Metazoa; Arthropoda; Insecta; Ephemeroptera; Baetidae. Gene Ontology annotation, biological process: proteolysis.